Cottoperca gobio is the source of this 2124-nucleotide messenger RNA. RefSeq names its product thrombospondin-3a-like. Gene Ontology annotation, biological process: cell adhesion. Gene Ontology annotation, molecular function: calcium ion binding. Lineage: Eukaryota; Metazoa; Chordata; Actinopteri; Perciformes; Bovichtidae. Gene Ontology annotation, cellular component: extracellular region. The record is from RefSeq and is a predicted model, not a curated record.
UCUCAGGACUGUGUGGAUAUUGAUGAGUGUGUGGACCUCCCAGACGCGUGUGUCUCACACUCUGUGUGCAUCAACACUGUGGGCUCCUACAAGUGUGGAGGCUGUAAACCCGGUUUCCUCGGCAACCAGACGUCGGGGUGCCUUCCCAGGAAGUCGUGUGCUGCGUUAACCUUUAACCCCUGUGACAUCAACGCCCACUGCACCAUGGAGAGGAGUGGAGAGGUCGCCUGCAGGUGUAACGUGGGUUGGGCUGGUAAUGGUAACACGUGUGGAACAGACACAGACAUUGACGGGUAUCCUAACCGCUCGCUGCCCUGCAUGGACAACGACAAACACGGGCAAACAGGACAACUGUGUGUUCACCCCCACUCUGGACAGGAGGACGCCGACGGAGACGGGAUCGGAGAUCAGUGCGAUGAGGACGCCGACGGAGACGGCAUCAAGAAUGUGGAGGAUAACUGCCGGUUGGUCCCUAACAAAGACCAGCAGAACUCAGACAGCGACUCGUUCGGAGACGCCUGCGAUAACUGUCCCAACGUCCCCAACGCAGACCAGAAGGACACGGACAGCAAUGGGCAGGGAGACGCCUGCGACCAGGACAUCGACGGGGACGGUAUUCCCAACGUUCUGGAUAACUGUCCGAAGGUGCCGAACCCGAUGCAGACGGACAGAGACAGAGACGGCGUGGGAGACGCCUGUGACAGCUGCCCUGAACUCAGCAAUCCCAUGCAGACGGACAUCGACAACGACCUGGUGGGAGACGUUUGUGACACCAACCAGGACAUGGACGGAGACGGCCUCCAGGACAGCAGAGACAACUGCCCGGACAUCCCCAACAGCUCCCAGCUGGACUCUGAUAACGAUGGCCUCGGAGACGACUGCGACCACGACGACGACAACGACGGCGUCCUCGACGACUACGACAACUGCAGACUCGUCGUCAACCCCAACCAGAAAGACUCCGACAUGAACGGUGUUGGAGACGUCUGUGAGAACGACUUUGAUAACGAUGCAGUGAUGGAUUUGGUGGACGCGUGUCCGGAGAGCGCUGAGGUCACGCUGACAGAUUUCAGAGCCUAUCAGACGGUCAUCCUGGACCCAGAGGGCGACGCCCAGAUUGACCCCACCUGGGUGGUUCUAAACCAGGGCAUGGAGAUCGUCCAGACGAUGAACAGUGACCCGGGUUUAGCUGUGGGCUACACAGCAUUUAACGGCGUCGACUUCGAGGGAACGUUUCACGUCAACACGGUAACGGACGAUGACUACGCCGGCUUCAUCUUCGGGUACCAGGACUCCUCGAGUUUCUACGUAGUGAUGUGGAAACAGACGGAGCAGACGUACUGGCAGUCGCUGCCCUUCAGAGCUGCGGCCCAGCCCGCCCUACAGCUCAAGGCGGUGAAGUCUCGGACCGGACCCGGAGAGUUCCUGAGGAACGCCCUGUGGCACACCGGAGACACACCCGGAGAGGUGAAGCUGCUCUGGAAGGAUCCCCGAAACGUCGGCUGGAAGGACAAAACCUCGUACCGCUGGCAGCUGAGCCACCGGCCGCAGGUUGGCUACAUGAGGGUGAAGCUGUUUGAGGGCACAGACUUGGUGGCCGACUCCGGCGUUGUGAUUGACACCACGAUGAGAGGAGGUCGACUCGGCGUUUUCUGUUUCUCGCAGGAAAACAUCAUCUGGUCCAACCUGCGCUACAGAUGUAACGACACGCUGCCCGAAGACUUCCAGACUCAUCGUCAACAGUUUCUGAUGCACAUCCGGGUGUGAGGGAGACGUGACUGUGAGUGACGCUCCAGAGCAACACAUGCAAACAGUCUGCACGCCGUCUGGCCCUUUAAAUAUUGUUUCCUUUGUCUUUUCAUCACACACAUUUACGCACACUGUGACGGCGUAUUCGGCCCAUCGUAGGUCAUAACAUACAAUUACAGAGCCGGGGGGGGGGGCUUUCUCUGAGAAAGUCAGUCAUGUAUUUUCUGAUAAAUGUACCACUUUAAACGAGCAUAACCCCGUCCACUGGUAGAGAUGGCUUUGGUUCGGAGGAGAAGUGGAAUAUUCCUUUAAAUGUUUCCGUGUGUUUUUAAAUGUACAUAUCUUUGUGGAAAUAAACUCCCGUCCGUGACUUUU